UUUUUUCUACCCACCCUCCACCACCAUGGCAUCGCCUCAAACUGUCGCGUCGCUACAAACCCGCUUUUCUGACGGCUGACGAACAGAAGAAGGUUGAUCUUCACAGCAUGGACGCGCACAUUAAAGAGGGACAACUCUUUGUGCAGCACCAAAAGUUUGGGAAGAAAUGGAAGAAAAACUGGUUUGUCCUCUACCCCGCCAGCCAAAAUGGCAUCGCUCGCCUUGAGUUCUUCGACUCGCACUCAGGCGGAACGGCGUCCAGCGGGGGUUCGGGAAGCAGCUCCAAUGAGAAGACCAGGAAGUUGGACAAGAAGAUCAUUCGCCUGUCGGAGUGCAUCUCCAUUUUGCCUGCUACGAUUGAGACCUGCCCCAAAGAUAACAUGGAGGCUUUCUAUGUGGAAACAAAUGACAAGACGCACGUGUUUGCAGCAGAAAAGAACACUGCGAGGGAGUGGAUGAACAUCAUGUGUGACAUUGCGUUUCAGCGGGGGAAUGGCAGCAGCCUGACAGAUAGUAAUGGAGGAGCCCAGGACCUGCAGAUGUCUGAAAACCUCAUCUACUACUCCCGGGAUGAGGUAAAUGAGUUCUGGGUCACUGUUCAACGUACCGAGGCGUCUGAACGUUGUGGGCUCGCAGGGAACUAUUGGCUGAAAGCAGAAAAUGAGGCAUUGAUUUUAAAGGAGCCGAAGACAAAAAGGAACGUCCAGGUGUGGCCCUACAAGCUGCUGAGAAGAUAUGGCAGGGACCGGGUCAUGUUUUCCUUUGAAGCGGGACGCCGGUGCGACUCAGGCCCUGGCAACUUUACCUUCGAAACAAAACAAGGCAAUGAGAUCUUCUCAUUGGUGGACCUCGCUAUCCAGUCGCAGAAGGCUCUAGCCGAGGAGCGCCGCCUCAGUUGCCCCCAGAACUUUGAAACCGACUGCCCUUUGUCACUCCAGUACAUACGGAGCGGCAUUUCUGGCUGCGGCCUGACAGCGGGAAGUGGGGACAGCAGUAGCUGUAGCAGUCGGGAAGCGGACGGUGACUCAGGCGGCAGCAAGCCGGGCUCGGCUGAUGGAGUACUUGGGAAGAGGGAGGGAGGAGAUGGAGCAGGAAGAGGGCAGGGAUGUGGAGGAGGGCACAAAGGGAGAAGCUUACCAGAACCCCCAGCUUCUAGAGGACCGGUGGGGAAAGUUGUGCCCCAACUUGAUGAACAGGCAAGCCUCUAUUCUGAGCCAGCAGAUUCAGUCCGUCUGCUUGUUCCCAGUUCUGAUAGCCUUUAUUCAGACCCAGUGGACACCAUCAAGGGUCAGAACCAAAUCUCACCACCUGUGCUCAUUCCACGCCUUCGACCUGUGGGAGACGACACCUCUGGAGGGGAUAAUCAGCAGACGGGAAACAACCACAAGAAGGUACCUGACCUUUAUUCACAUUUGUAUGACCAGAUUGGCAUGGACCUAAGCCAGAGGACAGGUGCACUGAAUCUGAAUGGGUCUGCUGGAGGAGGAAGAGGUGUGGGGAAGGCGGUGAUUAGUAACAAAAGACCCCCAGGUGGUCAGGGAGAAGGGGCUUCACCACCUCCUGGUCCUUCUGUCGACCACAUAUAUGAUGAACCAGAAGGCUGCGCCAAAGGAAGCAGCAGCACUCUCGUCAGCCUAGGGAUGUCUGUUUAUGACGAGGCCCGUUUGGAGCCUCAGCACCACAGGAGACAGAAAGAGAUGGGGGCUACAUCAGGACAGGAGACAACUUACAGCACUGCCUCCCACGGGAAGCCGUCAGAGCUGCAAAAACACUCUCCGAAGCUGCCAGGCCUAAGUCGCGGAACGAUGCAACCUCCGACACCAAAGUUUCCCAAGCCUGCCACCGCUCCCAAGCCCAACAAGGGCGCAUUCACUCGGAAGGAGCCGGUACCUCUUCCCACUGGGAAAUUGGGGGGUUCUGGUAGUAACAUCAACAACAACAACAACAUGUGGAGCUCUGGAGGAGGCGGGAAGGAGCUGUACAGCAGCGUGUCUAAACAGAAGCCUCCUCCGGCUAUUAUGUGGUGUAAUAGUAACCACCAGGAGCCGCUAAGGUCACCCGAUGUAAUUUAUGACAACUUGGGAGACAUUUGACGACUCAUGUCUAACGUGGACUAAAAACAAACCUUUACUCUCUUGCUUAAAAACAGAGAGAGGCUUCAGAGUUAACAAUGGCCGACUCUGUCAGGAUUUUCUUUGUUCCAUUCAUGGACUGCAACAAUUAUCUGAGAUGGUCAGUUGGUUCGGAGUGGAUUAGCUCACAACUAUGAGGAAACCACAUUAUGGGUGCAAUUAGAAAUGUGGUGUGCAGUGAUCGCUGGGCCACCCUGUGUGCCUGUCAUAGAGAAGGAGAUUGUUUGCAUGGGCAAAGCCAUAAUUGACAUACCAAGCCACAGUGCGGCCAGAGCCAGCCACUUCACUGUCACACAAACUCUCACACACAACCUGAAUGCAUUCUCCUUCACUUUAACAAGUUGAGGGAGAGGGAAAGGGGUUUGGUUCCUCUUUUCCUACAAACCCCUGCUAUGCUUAUAAAAAACAUUUUUGCACUGUUUCUCUUCUGUCAUUGAACUGUGUAAUGUGAAAUACCAAAUGUGAUGGUCGAGUUAUUGUUUGACAUGAAAAGAGGACGUUUGUGAGCAGGACUUCAACAAAAGGAGAUCUCUUUUUUUGCUGGACUCCCUCAAUGGAACGGGGGAUUUUUUUUUUUUUUAGGACAAAUUAUUCAAGUUUUAAAAACAUAAAAUGGGUCAGAACGUCUGUGCAUGUUUUGCUGAUUGUAUUUUCUUUCAUUCUUAGUUUAUAUCACAAAAUAUUAAAAUGAAUUACAAGCUGGGAAUCACUGGGAAAAGUUGAUUGGCCAGUUUUCUCAUAUUCCUCCCCACCUCAGGUUGUGCUAGCAAAGUAUAUGCUUCACCCCGUGACAUCACUGCCCAUAUAUGGUAUUUGUGAGUGUUUUCGACAUUGAGCGCACACACAAUAAAAAACGUGUUUGCUUCUUUUUGCCAAACUUAUCAGAAUUUUAAAGAAUGUGUUUUUUUUUUUUUAUGUGUUCUGGUUCAUCUGUGUUUGUUUUGUGGUGAAACAAUCUGCAGGAAAACAGGCGCCUCCUGCUUUUUGUGGUCAAAAACAUAGGAGCAGAAGUUCAAAUAUUAGUUUUUAUGUUAAGAGGAAUAAACAACAAAAUAACCAGCAAAGGGGAACUAAAAUAAAACUGCUACAUAUGUAGCACCGGGCAGUGUUUUUGAGAUGAGAUGAAAAGAUAAUGCAACAAAAAAUGUUUUAAAACAUGCUUAUCCUCGUCUAAACCCACGGAAAGAAAGAGGUGUACAGAAGAACCGUGCCUGCUGCAGAAAAGAAAAACUAAACAACGUUUUUUAAAUUAAAAAUGCACCUGGGAUCCUGCAAAGUUACAUAAAAUCACUGGCAAAGACAAACAAUAAAUUGGCCGUAGUUUUCAUAUUCUGACACUCUCUGCUGUCUAACGUCCUCUACAAAGCAUACGCUUCACCCCGUGACCUCACUGCUCAUGUAUGGAAAGGUUAGUAUUGAUGCAAUAAACAAUGGCAAUACUUUUUCUUGUGCAAACUCAUCUUAGAUAUGUAUAUUCAUUUUGUAUGUUCUUGUCCAUCUGUAGUUUAUUUUUUUGUGAUAAGGACAACAGUUUACUAAGAAAAUGCACCCUACACGACUUUCCUGGAAUAUAUAUCUAUAUAUAUAUAUAUAUAUAUAUAGAUACACAUAGAUUUUAUUAUUUUAAAACCAAAAAACUAACAAUUUUUCUUUUUGUAUUUAAAAAACAAUUCAAUAUCCGCUUGUUUUUCUAUGGUGAGAUAAUCCAAUCAGCAACGCAUGCAUGGACCCAGAGUAACUUUCUGCACAAGAAUGUAUCUGUUGGUAGAUUAACUUAAUUAAAUUAAAUGAAUCAAUCCCCAAUAAUGUGUCAGUAUGUGUGUACAUGUGUCAGAAACAGCCGUGCUGUCUGUAAAUUUAUACAAUAAUAAAAGUGUCUCUAAAUGCUUAA
Girardinichthys multiradiatus is the source of this 4023-nucleotide messenger RNA. It is a transcript of the gene dok1b, whose product is annotated as docking protein 1b. Lineage: Eukaryota; Metazoa; Chordata; Actinopteri; Cyprinodontiformes; Goodeidae. The transcript has 6 exons. Bases 108 to 2093 code for a protein of 661 amino acids. The record is from RefSeq and is a predicted model, not a curated record. Gene Ontology annotation, biological process: positive regulation of MAPK cascade; cell surface receptor protein tyrosine kinase signaling pathway. Gene Ontology annotation, cellular component: cytoplasm.